This is a messenger RNA of Impatiens glandulifera, 1494 nucleotides long. RefSeq names its product serine/threonine-protein kinase-like protein At3g51990. Gene Ontology annotation, biological process: protein phosphorylation. The transcript is spliced from 2 exons. NCBI's taxonomy places the organism in Eukaryota, Viridiplantae, Streptophyta, Magnoliopsida, Ericales, Balsaminaceae. Gene Ontology annotation, molecular function: ATP binding; protein kinase activity. Gene Ontology annotation, cellular component: plasma membrane. The coding region runs from base 83 to 1432 and encodes 449 amino acids. The record is from RefSeq and is a predicted model, not a curated record.
CACUACUUACCAUUCUUUCUCUCUCCUCAAUCAUUUUCCCUAUUUCUCUCUCUCUCUACAACAUUCCAUUACCAAAUUCAUAAUGGGUUAUUUCUCCUGCAAUUCCAAAUCCUCCAUUUCCAUCUGCAAUCCAUACAAAUCAUCUACACAAAUCAAAACAAUCCACGUCAGAAAUUUCUCAUAUUCCGAUCUUCAAACCGCCACUAAUGGCUUCUCCUCCGAUAAUUUCCUCGGAAAAGGAAGUCACGGUUCUGUUUACAGAGCCGUAUUAGACGACGGUAAACUUAUCGCCGCCGUGAAAAGGCCACCGGCGUCGGAGAAUACUCACGUUGAGAAUGAGAUCGAGAUCCUUGCUUGUGUACGAAGCCCUAGGAUUGUUAAUUUGGUAGGGUUUGGAAUUGAUUCUAAGGAGAGGAAAUUGAUUGUUGUUGAAUUAAUGCCAAACGGGACUUUAUUUGACUCGCUUCAUAUCACUAGUAAACCGCCCGGUUGGAAUAGACGUGUCCGGUUCGCGGUUCAGGAUUCUAGAGCUAUUCUUCAUCUUCAUUCAUUGGAUCCGCCGGUCAUUCACAGGGACAUAAAGUCAUCAAACAUUCUAAUAGACUCAGAAUCAAACGCGCGAUUAGGAGAUUUCGGGUUAGCGUUAAGAGGACACAUAGAAGACGUCCACUUAAAAUGCACACCACCCGCCGGUACAUUAGGUUACCUAGAUCCAAGCUAUCUCGCACCAGGUGAUCUCACUUCAAAAUCCGACGUUUUCAGCUUCGGCAUUCUCCUUCUCGAAAUCAUCACCGGCCGUAACGCAAUCGACAUGAAUUUCAGUCCACCUUCAGUAAUCAAUUGGGCCAUUCCCCUAAUUCGAAUCGGCCAUUACGACGCCAUAUGCGACCGUAGAAUCGGUCCUCCUGAAGAUCCUUUCGUUUCAUCCGAACUCGCGAUUAUCGCAAGCAGAUGCGUUUUACCGGAAGCGGUAAAGCGACCGGAGAUCGCGGAGGUUGUUGAGUGGUUGAAAGCGGUGAAGAGACGAAUAGUCACGUGGCGCCGGCACGUGAACUGCGGUGGGAUUAUUAGGUCAGGAUCUAGUCAGAUUAAAUAUGAACCGUUGGAUGAUAAAUUGUUGAGAUCUGGACGGAGUAGAUGGAGUAGGAAAGCUUCGAAUGUUGUUCCGGCGACGGAAGAAACGGUUGGUGGGGGGAAUGAUCGUAUGGUUCGAUCUAGAUCGGUUGGAUCUGUUUGGGAGAUGAUGAAAGAAGAUAGACGGUUGGAUCGAUGUUUGGAAAGGGUGGGAUUUGGUGUGAAAACGUCCACGGUAGUUAGAUUGAGGAAGGCGAAAUCAAUGGCUGCUAUUUCAUGUGGUGAUGGAAAUUUAGAAAUGUCUAAAUUGUUGGGUAAUGUAGAGAAAAUGGGCAUUAAUAGGAAUAAUAACAAAUAACUCAUUUUUUUUGAUUUGGCUUGUGUAAUGUCUUUCCUAUUAUUAUUAUUAUUAUUAUUAUU